UUUUCAUUUUGGCAACAUGCACGGUGAUUUUUGACAUAUUGGACAUCGGAGGUGUACACAUUGUGUGCACGCUACUUGCAGUUUCUUGUCUUGUUUGGAUCUUAAAUUGAUCUCAGUAAAACUCACAGGGAAGCUAAUUGAGCUAGGAUGUUUCUGGAUUAUUACUUAUCUGUACUUAAAUACAGACUGGGUUGGCACAGAACCAAAAUUAUUAGGUCAUUUGAUUAUUUUGAAGAUGCCGUGUGAUAAAUACACAGUUUUGUAGUCCGUAGUGUUUCAAAGCAUGUUCUUAUGUCACAGUUCUAUAGCGUUUUGCUUUUUCUUAGGGCAUGAAUACACCAUUCGUCUGCAGUGCGUUUUAGUGUCUUUUUCAACCCCCCCCUGAUUUUAUAGACUAAUAUCAUGCAUUGAUUUGAUCACUCAGUCGUCGUCUAGCAUGCUCUUAUGCCAGUUAACAUUGGACAUAGAGAUAGCCUGUGUCUGGGAUGGAUGUUGUACUUGCAUCUCCCCAUAAGUCGUCUAUGAAAGCUUAUAGCUUCAUCAACAAAUUUACUAUCUUUUAUAUCUUUCACAAUAUGCAUUAAUGAUUUGGGUAUUUUAUUAUCAACAGUCUCAACAGCGUCGACACAUGUUUUACCCUUCAUGUAUGAAUAUCUAGCUGAUAACUUCGGAAUGAUUAGAUGCUCGAAAAUUAGUUUCUAUUGACUGCCAAUAUGAAUAACAAAAUGGGUUUGAACCGUUGGCUAAUAGGAGGUGUACAUAAUAUGUCACAGUGGCGCAGCUGGAUUCAACUCUAUCUUCCUAUCGGUUAUUGCAAUUAUUCCUUUGUAAAAAACCUUCCCACUCUGUCUUUUCGAAUUAUAUUUCUGAUGUUUAGGCUUUCUCAUUAUCCUUGCUGGUGUAUUAUUUCGAUCUCUUGUUAUUCAUAUUGUUUGUGUGAUAUGGUUGCUUGGGCCAGUGUAAUUCUUGUUAGGCUGUAUGUUGAUGACCGAUUAAUAAUCAUUAAGCAAUUGAAUCGUUAAAGAAACAUCAUCCGGAUAUGAUAAUAAUAAAAAAAAAACAAAAUUAAUUCAUUCAGCAGGUACUUGAGUAUAAGCGACACUCCAAGUGUAAGGGCUAGCGAUACCAUCCUGUUUCCCAAACCGAAGUGGGUGAGGUGGAAUUCGAAGCUUAGGUUUAGUGCUUGAAAAUCGAGCUCUAUUAAAGUCUGUCGGGAAUAUCACUCAUAUAGUUAAUAGUUAGCUAAACUGCUGUGGGACUAGAUAGUUAGGUGUUCUACUGGAGUCAGGUAACCGGAGCUAAUGACAGUUGAACUAGUAAAUGACUGCGGUGUAGUUGCUCAUUGUUAACGAAUCACAAAAAAAUUCCUGUCGUGGUUCUUUUUAACGAUAUUCUGGCUCUUGUAAAUAACUUGAGGUGAGAGAAAACUACUGGCCAUUCCUUUAGGAAUGGCAGUGUGAAACUGGAUAUUGUAAUUUGAGGUCUGAACGUAAUUCCAUUGGACUGGUGUUUCGAUCUCUGAUCAUCUCGGUUUCUGCGAGGAAAUCCCCUUGUGGCAAGUGUAGAGGAUUCAACUUGACUAACAAGGUCUCAAGGUUUCCAUGAUAAGUUAAUGCUUAAUCGAUGCUCGGUUAAAGCAAAUAGUAGAAAAGCACAUUUCGAAUUUAAUUAUAAUCUUACUAAUCAAAAUCGUUGCUAUUCCCCUCAUCCUUCAUUCCUGAUAUGAUUGGAUAAAAAUAAAACAUCUUAGUAACCUAUGUCGGCUGUUUACUGCACGUCAACUGGUCGUGGUUUCGUUAAGUUUUUUUCACUUGUCUGAAAUAAAUAUGGCGACCUAAAACUGUUACGUAAUUUGACUUGAUAUUCGACUCGUUUUUUGUUGCUUUUUACUAAUCAUUCUUGUUAUAACUUGUGGCCUGAGUGCCCUGUUAAUGUAUAACGUGAUGAUACCGUCAAUUAGAGAGCAGUGAAUUGUCGGUCGGACCAGUGACACAUAAAACUCGUACGAGCAGUCUAGAGUCCUUAUUGGUCCUGCUUUCCGCCUGGCCCAUCCAGUUAAGUUCAGAACACCAGUCUCAGCCUUUGCAAUAUGAAUCAUUUAUUUCAAACGUACGGGGUAUAUAUACCAACCAAACAUGUCAUGUCGCACCAUAAAAUAGGAAAGAACAUUUGUACAAGAUUUAACCAAAUGUGGCUGUAAGGGCGAUAGUAAUUGGUAGACACGGCAUAAUUCAAGAAUGGUAAAUCGUAUAAUAACAGUUCAUAGGUUAAAAUAAAGCUCAUAAAGGGACAUGAAUAUGAAUAGUCUAGUUAUUUAACAAUUGUACUAUAAAAAUAUGCGCAUAUUAUUGGUCCAUAAAUGGAUCCCAAAAGUUACCAUUCAUUAUUCUUAUCGGGAUAUAAUAAUUCUUCCUAACUAACAUGGACUUCAAUUUCAUAAAAUGUACUUAUCUACAUUUUAUUAUUUUCAGCUCCCAACUUGGAUGGCAGAUAGACUUACUGAGUUACAAGACGCAAUUAAUUUACAAGCUGAAAAUUUGUGCAACGCAAUCGGUGUAAUACAACAAGUCGCUCAGCCCAGUUUCUUUUCUGACUUUAAUUGGGCUUCUAGGUCUGCUAAACCAGAAUACCAGGCAUUUAUCCAAGCUCAACCAACUGACGAUAUUGCUCGGAGUUUUGCUGUUGCAAUUUCCGCUACUGCAAAGCAACUGGAUGCAUUGAUUGGAGCUCUGCCUGAAGAAGAAGCCAGCGCAGAUAUUCAACGUGCUACUGUUCACAAACUUUUAGAAGCUUAUAGAUCUGAAGGAGCGAAACUUGCGCGUAUCACAACUAAACUUGAGUCAAGGUUGGCUGAUGUACGUCGCUGCUUAACAGCUAUUGCUCAAACACAACUCACUACCCAAUCACUAGAAUCAGAGAUUACAUGCUCUUGUUAAUUUUAUUUUGGCAAUAUCCACACCAUCCGGUCGUAAACGUCGAGCACUUCGUGCUAAGUGUGUUGAAGAUCUAGGAAAUUUACGAACUCAAUUGAAAAGUGUACAUAUGGUGGAUGAGUUUGCUACUUAUUCGAAACUAGAACGAAAGAUAAAACUAUUGGAACGUCAGUUGAACUCCUUGGCCCCUGAAACUCUUGUUGGAUCAGUAAGUUUUUUGUUUCAAUAAUUAACUGAAGUUUGCUUACUAUUCGUACAGUCAUUAUAAGGCAAAUACAAUUCAAUACAGUAGGUUAAUGAGAAAUCGCUAAAUCUCAAAUGCGAUUAGCCAAGAAAUGGCUUUCUUUUUCAAGGGAUGAGAAAAUCCACUGAUAGGCUUCAUUUGCUAAGGGAUAAGCACAUAUAUAAAUAAAUAAGUUCACAUACAAUCGAUUAUCCUUAGCGAAAUACAUUUUCUUCACUCUCAGUAUUUUCUCUCGAGCAACCAGGUUCAUGUGUUUAGAAGUAUAUCUCAACUCUCGAACAUUGCGCAUCACAACAUAAUUCACUGGGUAUGCACUACGGUUUUUUUUAGAUACUGUUUUCGUGACUGUUAUGAGUACUUUAACAUUGUUUGGUGCUUUUAUAUGUAGAGAAUAUCUGGAAAUGUCACGUUCAAUAGACCCCAGAAUUGCAUAUUAUGAGAUAUUGUUAAGAAGUGAUAGUGUUAAAUCAACUUAUUUGACUGAACCAAUUUCGAUUCACUGUUUAAAUUUUGGUAUAUCUACAGGGUUCACAAUUUAUUGAAUGUUACAGUGGUUACCAAAAUUAGGGUUUUCGUACACUUACGUUUCAGUCUAAAUUCCAUUGUCCCCCUUCACUUCUCACACACAUUUCUUGCCACUCUAUCAACAAUUUCAACUUUCUAUUGUAUUCUGACGUCAAACCUCUCGUUUUUGGCACUUUUGAUUUGAAAACCAUUCAAUAUUUUUAUUCUUCAGAAACUGUAACCAUCGAAACGUUUGAUGUUUAAGCAAUAGUUCGCGUGUCCGAACCCCGUCUCAUCUCAGGUUACAGUAAUAGGGUAUUAUCAUAAAAUCUACUAUCAAUAUGUCUCAGAUUAGCACAAACCUUUUCAUCUGGUUGGUGAACCUAAUUAUUCUUAUUGGUUCUUUUUUUCACAGACACAAAUAGUUGAAAUGAAACAUGAUUUAAUGUUUUCUUCGAACUGUAUUCCGUACCUCGUUGACAUUACUACAAUCACUUUUGGCAGUUACUGUGGAUUAGGUUAUAAAUUAAAGUACACAUUUUUCUGACUUUCAACUAUAGUCAUUUCUAUUGAUCUGAAAUGUAGAUUUGGCUCUGUUGAUUGACAUGUUUCAUGACGGCACCUUCCACUCAAAGGCUUUGACAGAAAUUACAUAAAUAUAUUGAAAGCUCUUUAUUCGAAUACACUUAGUCAAGUUUGUGCUACUUAUAGGGAAGUGUCUUUUAAAUCGAUUACAUCAUGUGACGUUCGUCAAAGCUGUCCACUUUCGCUAUUUUUACUCUACUCAACAUGAACACAUUUUUAGAGUUGACAAUUUUUUCAUCCAAAUUUUCACAUAUAGUUAGCUAAAAAUUUUCCCUUAUGCAAUCAUAACUAAUUUAGAAGAAAUUUAAAAGAUUGGAAUCAGCAAAACCAUGCUUACUAUAUCAGUUCAUUGACUGUCAUUGUUUCGCGUGGUUUGUAUGUUGGGUUGUUUACACUUCCUAUAACUGAUCUGCUUGAUUCUUAUCACUAACUUAUCUAGGUUUACUUCGUGUGAUUAGUUGACUUAAACAUGUUGGCAAUUACAUUUACCUUCAGGCUUAAGAAUAAAUAAGUCACACGGCAUGAAGUAGUAGUAUUAGAUAAGGUUUAUUUCAAGUAAACUUGUUCUCAAAUAAAGCGAGCAGGCAGAAUAAGGACGGAUAGAUCGAGCGUAUGUGAAAAUUAAAUGAAAUUGAUCAUCAUACACGUGUAUAAAAGAUACGGUAUCUAACGCGACCAGAUCGUCAGACAAAUGUAUAUAAACAUUCGUGUGUGUAUGUACACAGGUACGACGAGCUCAUGAUUACCUAUAAGAGUAAAUGUAAAAUAACCCAAUCGUGUUUUAAUUAUACAUUUAACUGCUCGAACAAAUAGUGUACAGGAUAACGGGAAAGACUAAAAUGAUUGUUCUGUUCAGAAAUUAGAAUAAGGUUUCAACACUUUUAUCGGAGUAAUAUAUUUGGAAUUCGAUUUGAAUAGAGCAGAUCCGCUUAUUUUUUGGUAAAGUAUGUGGUUGACCUUGAACUGCUUUCCAACCAACAAGAAAGGUUUGUUUAGUUCUAAAACAAGUGAUAAAAAUGUAGUAAAAUUACAACUGAAUAAUGGACCUUUCAUCAAUAACUGACAUCAGUCAUAAUGAAAGACUAUUUUGUAGAGGUUGACAAUUUUUUCAGCGUUCAAUAACAACAAUGCAAUAUCUAGCAUUCUUAACCAUUUUUCUAUAUAUUUAGUGAUUAAAUACUGUAUAUAACAGCAUGAUUUUCACUGGGAAUUUCAUUUUAAUCAUAUAAGGCUAUCUUUACAUGCCUUCUAUGAACAUACCACUGUAGCUCAUCACAACGUGCUGAAUGAAAAAGCAGAAUAAAAGUGAAAAUUAGAGCUUGGAAUGAAAUCCUCUGUGAAAAUCAUACUUUUUCUUGUAUGCCACAUUCACUCACUAAAUGAACAAAAAAAGCUAGGUAUCUCACACAUACUAAACAUUGAAGAACAAAUGUACUGCAGUUUCACGAACUUGUAUCCUAUCUUGUUUUUUUUUCAAAUUAUCAAGUUCAAAGGAUUAGUGUAGUAAAGAGUAUGCUUUAGGAAUGACUCAAUCAUAAUCGGGAAUCCGAUAUCUAGUUUUCUGGACGAAAUUAAAUAUCAUGUUUAGUGAUCAAGAGAGAUGCUUUUGUACGUUGUUCAAAAUAUUUAAAAUGAUUGCUAAAAAUUAUUUCUUGCAACUAUAGAUUGAAAGUAAUAGUUCUAAAUUUAUCAAAUGCGUAAAUCUAUCUCUUUAGAUUAUAUAUAACAGGCAAAUCGACGUUAUCACUGAAUUAUAAACUUAAAUCAUUAAUUUAGUUGUAGUUUUGUUCUCUGAGCUGGAUGGUUUAAUCAUGGAGCUUUCAUUGUUCUUUUGAACAAUAUCAUCAGCACAGACUUUAGCUAUGUGAUAUGUUCAAAUUUCUCUACAAAUGACUCACAUAAAAUCGAGGUUGACCUCGAAAACUUCGAACACUUCACUUCAACCUGGAGUUUGUGCUAACGGUGUUGUUCAGAAAAACAAUGAAAGCUUCAUGAUCAAAACAUCCUGCUCAGAGAACAAUAACACGUAAAUCAUCCACCUGUGCUGCAAAAUUUUCCCACCAUCUUAUACCAUUGGUCAUGAAGGAAACCUUAACCACAUGGGACUAUAUUUUAUGGACGAAGUAAUCAGAUAGCAUCUCAUAUUUUUGACAAAAUUAAUUCAUCCAUAUGGCUAUAGAGAAGCUUUACAAUACAACUAUUGUCAAUUCGUUAUGAAAUUGUAACCUAAACAUAUAAUCUCAAAUCUAAUCAAGAAUAGUCUGGGGACUUAAAAAUCUAUCUGGGUCAUUUUAAAGGUUCUAGAAUAUAGAUAAAUUGAUUCGUUGUUUUUGCUAUAUCUUUAGGCCGGGCUAGUUAUCACAUUAUUUACUCGCCAAUCAAAAUGCAACUUCUACAGUAUUAGUACUGUACCAAACCAAUGACGUUCGACCGGUAUAAACAGCCUAGCGUCCUUAUUAGUCCUUUGUUCUCCUAGCCCUUCCAGUUCAGUCCAGAAUGCCAAUAACAGCUUCCACUAUGUGGGUCAUUUAUUUGUAACAUACUUAGUUUAUGUAGCAGCCAAACAGACCACAUCACACCAUAAAAUAAGAAAUAGCAUUUGUACAAAAUUUAGCCAAAAAGUGGCUGUGAAUAUGGGAGAUUUUAAUUAAUAAACUGAGUAUAAUUUAAGAAUAGUAAAUCGUAUCAUAAUAGUCUGUAG
Schistosoma haematobium is the source of this 6967-nucleotide messenger RNA. Its product is annotated as Mediator of RNA polymerase II transcription subunit 21. The transcript is spliced from 5 exons. Gene Ontology annotation, biological process: tail-anchored membrane protein insertion into ER membrane; regulation of transcription by RNA polymerase II. NCBI's taxonomy places the organism in Eukaryota, Metazoa, Platyhelminthes, Trematoda, Strigeidida, Schistosomatidae. Gene Ontology annotation, molecular function: transcription coregulator activity. The coding region runs from base 2442 to 2936 and encodes 164 amino acids. Gene Ontology annotation, cellular component: mediator complex. The record is from RefSeq and is a predicted model, not a curated record.